AUGGAACAAGGGACCUUUUCCCACCAAUCCCAUCUCCCAUCUUUACCGUUGCCAAAGCUUGAAGACACGAUUGGCAAGUAUUUGCACUCAUUGAUUCCCGUAGUGAAAUCGGACGAACUCACCGAUGUUACGAAUCUUUCAAAAAAUUUCAUUGAGUCGGAUGAUGCCAAAAAAAUUCAAUCGUUUUUGGAGAAGCGAGCAAAAAAUCGAAGAAAUUGGCUUGAAUCUUGGUGGUAUCAGGCGUACAACUCAACUCGUUGCCCAUUGCUUUUUCAAAAUAUGGGAGCAAUCAACCCAAGGGCAACUCCUCACAAAAAACAGCAGCUUCAUGUUGCUGCCCAGUUUAUCCACGAAAUGAUGAAUUACUGGCAACUUAUUCGAAAGGAGAAGAUUGAGAUAAUGCAAAGCAGAGGGGUCAAAUGGGAUAUGUCUCAAGUCUACAAUUUGUUCAAUGCCUGCCGCCAACCGCAAGUUCCUUGCGAUGUUUUGAAACGUCAUUUUCGAACCGAAAAAGAGGGACCAUGCCCGACGCACGUAAUUAUAUUCUGUAAAGGACAUGUAUGGGAAUUUGAUACGAUGUCGAAAGGGCAAAUUAAAAGUGCUGAUGAAAUUUUUCAAGUUUUGACUUUCAUCGAAUCGAAAUCAGCAAAACGGUGUGAGAAUUCGAUUUUGCCAUUGACCACAUUGGACAGAAAUAGCUGGGCCGACAUUCGUGAAUUUCUCUACCAAGACAGUGAGCAAAAUAUGAAAAAUUUUGAUUCUAUCGAGAAAGCGGUGUUUUGCUUGACGAUUGGAGAAGAUAUCGUGGAAGACGAGUCAGAACUAAUGAAAUAUGCUCUAUUCGGUCUACCAAAUAAUGCAUAUGCAGAUAAAAAUUUGAAUGUUAUUGUGAUGAAAAAUGGACAGAUCUGUCAGCAGGCCGAUCACUGCAAUGUCGACGCAAUUUCCUUGUUUGCACCGUGCGAUCACGCCGCGAAAAAAUUGGAUUACAAUUGGACCCCUGAAUUGAUGGAAAUCUCGUAUCCACCAACAGAAUUGGUGUUUGAUUUGACCAAAAAUGUUGAAGAACAAAUUGUGCGAGCUGAAGAAUGUUUUAAACAAACGGCAUCUCAUAUUGAAUUAAAUGUUUUCACCUACUAUGGUUAUGGUCACAAGCUUUGUAGGAAAUUCAACUUGUACACAGACACAGUAGUUCAGAUUGCCCUUCAAAUGGCGUAUUACAACACGCAUGGCAGGUGCGCGCCGACGUAUGAAACUGCUUCCACUCGAAUGUUCUUUCACGGAAGAACGGAGACUGUUAGAAGCUUGACACCAACUCUUGCAAAGUUUCUGAAAGCGUGUGACAAUGCAGCAACACCAGAAGCACUUUGCACAUUUUUUUAUGAAGCGUACAAUUCACAUAACGCAUUAAUGGAUUCGGCACGGAGAGGUCAGGGCAUUGAUAGACAUUUCCUUGGAAUUCAAAAAGCCAGAGAGUUACUCCAAACGUCAUCUAUUCCAUUAUUUGAGCACCCUUCUUUUGAAAUGAGUGGAGGAAAUGGAAAUUUCAAGCUAUCUACAAGCUUCCUUGGCUACGAUGAAGAAGGAUGCUUUGGAUAUGUGACUGCUAUGUGUAACAACGGAUAUGGUGCUUUCUACAAAAUUGCUAGCGAUAGAUUGAUUUUCACACUAACGACAUUCAAAAAUGAGACGACCAAUCUGACCACAUUUACUGCAAAUCUUGAGAAGAGCUUGAGUUUCAUCAUGACGAAUAUCAUUUUGCAGACAAAUGCGCACUGA
This is a messenger RNA of Caenorhabditis bovis, 1779 nucleotides long. NCBI's taxonomy places the organism in Eukaryota, Metazoa, Nematoda, Chromadorea, Rhabditida, Rhabditidae. The record is from the annotation of a GenBank genome assembly.